Molecule: messenger RNA, 696 nt
Organism: Magnolia sinica
Lineage: Eukaryota; Viridiplantae; Streptophyta; Magnoliopsida; Magnoliales; Magnoliaceae
Product: shikimate O-hydroxycinnamoyltransferase-like
Exons: 1
Coding region: 1-696 (231 amino acids)
Molecular function (GO): acyltransferase activity, transferring groups other than amino-acyl groups
Source: RefSeq, a predicted model, not a curated record
AUGCAAGAUGGUAUGGCUAUGGUGCGUUUGAAGGGCUCGUGCACAAUCAAACUGGCCGAGCCGACACCGAACCAACGGCUCUGGCUGUCGGACCUUGAUCUGAUCCAGCCCAUAACGGAUGUUCAGACCCAGUCGGUGGCAGCUCACGUGUGGAGAGCUGCAUGCAAGGCUCGUGGGCUCCACCAUGAUCAGCCAACGAAGAUGUACGUUGCCGUUGAUGGCCGUGCACGGUUGCAUCCUCGGCUGCCUGAUGGUUACUUUGGUAAAGCUGUGUUUUCAGCGACGCCGUCUGGGCUGUGCGGCGAUCUGGUGUUGAACCCACUGAGUCACUCAGCAAGUCGCGUGAAAGAAGCAGUGGAGAUGAUGAAGGACGACUACCUGAGGUCGGCGCUUGACUUUUUUGCCGGUCAUAAGGAUCUGACUCCAUUUCGCCGUGGGUCCCCCACGCUGGGCUGUGGCCAAGGGACGUUCUAUGGCUGCCCCAACCUCAACUUCACUAGCUGGAUAGGGUUGCCGAUGUACGACGCUGAUUUCGGGUGGGGCCCUCCUAUCCACAUGGGUCCCGCUGCUUUGGGCUACGAAGGGAAGGCUUUCCUGAUGCCAACGCCAGAAGGGGACGGGAGCUUGCUACUAGCGAUCCGCCUGCAGGUGGCUCACAUGAAGACUUUCAUGGACUCCUUCUGUAAUGGUUUAUGA